Molecule: messenger RNA, 8977 nt
Organism: Anguilla rostrata (American eel)
Lineage: Eukaryota; Metazoa; Chordata; Actinopteri; Anguilliformes; Anguillidae
Product: NACHT, LRR and PYD domains-containing protein 12-like
Exons: 16
Coding region: 223-4257 (1344 amino acids)
Biological process (GO): intracellular signal transduction
Molecular function (GO): protein binding
Source: RefSeq, a predicted model, not a curated record
GGUAGGAAAUGAAACAAGAGGCAGAUUGACUCCCGUCAAAACAAAACUGAAACUAUUUCAACCACAACGCAAUUUUUAAAAUGUGGAGGAAAAACGAAAAGAAGGAAUAAAUUGGAAUGAAAAAGCGAGUGAAUACCGUCUUGUGGUGUGGCAUGGAGAGAAGAUAGAAGCUAAAGUGAUCAGGUAGAAAUAGCAGGGUCACCUGCACCCAGCUGUCUGUCUAUGGAAAGUGAUCGUUCAAUGGAUACUUCACGUGACUUCAGAGGGAAGUUCACAGGUGAUCACAGUAAUCAGGUAGACGUGACAGAAUCACUUGGACCGAGCUGUCUGUCUGUGAAGAGUGAUGAAUCAGUGGAUCAUCCAAUCAAGUUCAUAGAAGAGUUCACAGGUGAUCAAAGGACCCAAGUAGAAAGAGCAGGGUCACCUGUACCCAGCUGUCUGUCUAUGAAGAGUGAAGAAUCAGUGGGUCAUUUAAUCAACUUCAGAGGAGCAUUCCCAGGUGAUCAGAGGGUCCAGGUUGAAAGAGCAGGGUCACCUGUACCCAGCUGUCUGUCUGUGAAGAGUGAAGAAUCAAUUGGUCAUCUAAUCAACUUCAAAGAAAAAUGUGAUUAUCCGAGGACCCAGCAGUCACGGAAGUCCAGUCGUUUAGAUGAGAAGAGCUCAGAGAAAUUAUCCUUCAAUAAACAGUCUCUCCUGCGCACUCUGAUGAAGCUGAAGAAGGAUGAGUUGAAACAGUUUCAGAGCCAUCUGAGUCAGGAUUGCCCAGAAUGCCUUAAAAUUCUGUCUGAAGAUCCUUCUGUACUGGAUAAGUUUAUGAAGAUCAAUAAAUUAUUGGAGAGUCAUCAAAUUGCUGAUUACCCAGAAUGCAUUGAGAGAGAACAGGAGGAUCCUGAGACCCUGUACAUAGUUGAGAAGAUGCUGGAGACCUGUGGCAGUGAGAGGUCUCUGAAGAUCACACUCCACAUCCUGAGGAACAUGAAGCAGAAGGAUCUCGCUGACUCACUGGAGCGAGAUGAGCAGCACAAUGAAUCAAUUAAAAGAGUCGAGCAGGCUCUGAAAACUCAUCUGAAGAAGACAUUUCAAAGCAUCUUUGAAGGUUUAGCAAAGCAGGGCCACCCAACCCUCCUCAAUGAGAUCUAUACAGAGCUCUACAUCACAGAGGGGGGAAGUGGAGGGGUCAAUAAUGAACACGAGGUCAGACAGAUUGAGACAGCAUCCAAGAGACAAACCACACAGGAGACUGCAAUCCUCUGCAAUGACAUCUUUAAGCCUUUACCUGGACAAAAGAAACCCAUCAGAACUGUGCUAACAAAGGGAGUUGCUGGCAUUGGGAAAACUGUCUCUGUGCAGAAGUUCAUUCUGGACUGGGCAGAAGAAAAGGCCAAUCAGGACAUUGAUCUCAUAUUCACUCUUCCUUUCCGAGAUCUGAAUCUGAAGAAAGAGAGGGAAUUCAGUCUGAUGCAACUUCUUCGUCACUACUUUCCACAACUGAAAGAGGUCAAGAGUGUUGCAAUUGAUAAACUUAAAGUUGUCUUCAUCUUUGAUGGUCUGGAUGAAUGUCGACUUCCUCUAGAUUUCCAAAGUAAUGAGGUCUGCUGUGAUAUAACAGAGUCAUCAUCAGUGGACGUGCUGCUGACCAACCUCAUUAAGGGGAAUCUGCUUCCCUCUGCUCUCCUCUGGAUCACCUCCCGACCAGCAGCAGCCAAUCAGAUUCCUCCUGAUUGUGUUCACAGAGUGACAGAGGUACGAGGGUUCAAUGACCCACAGAAGGAGGAAUACUUCAGGAAGAGAAUCAGAGAUCAGAACCAGGCCAGCAGAAUUAUCUCACACAUAAAGUCAUCCAGAAGCCUCUACAUUAUGUGUCACAUACCAGUCUUCUGCUGGAUUUCUGCUACUGUUCUUGAGACAAUGUUGGGCAAAGCAGAGAGUGGAGAUCUGCCUAAGACUCUGACUGAAAUGUAUACACAUUUCCUUCUCAUUCAGACUAAUGUGAAGAAUCAGAAAUAUGGCACUUAUGAGACAGACGCAAAGAUGAUGUCUGUAUCAGAUACAGAAAUCAUCCUGAAACUGGGGCAGCUGGCUUUUGUACAGCUGGAAAAGGGAAAUCUGAUAUUCUAUGAAGAGGACCUGAGAGACAGUGGCAUUGAUGUCAGUGAAGCUUCAGUGUACUCUGGGCUGUGCACACAGAUCUUUAAAGUGGAGCGUGGGUUUUCUGAGGAGAAGGUCUACUGCUUUGUGCAUCUGAGUAUCCAGGAGUAUCUGGCUGCCUUGUUUGUGUUUCAUUCAUGUGUAAAUGAGAACAGAAAUGUACUCAGAGCAGAAGAAUCAAAACCUCACAGUGACGGACUGGAGCUGUCUGAGUUGCUCAAGACUGCAGUGGAUCAGGCCUUAGGGAGUAAGAAUGGACACCUGGACCUUUUCCUCCGAUUCCUUCUUGGCCUCUCUCUGGAAUCUGUUCAGACUCUCUUGGAACGACUGUUGACACAGACAAGAAGAAGAUCUGAUGGAGGAAGACACAAACAAAACUCAAUUUUUACUUUCUUUCAAAGACUGUGGACAUGGACAGGAAGUACAUCACCUACACCAGUCCCACGGACACAGACAGAAAGCAGAUCACACAGCGUUGAGAAAACAAUCCAGUACAUUAAGAUGAAGAUCAGAGAGGAAUCUUCAGCAGAGAGGACCAUCAAUCUGUUUCACUGUCUCUCUGAACUAAAUGACAACUCUCUAAUGGAGGAAAUCCAGAAUUCCCUGAGAUCAGGAAAACUUUCUGAUACAGAGCUGGAACCAGACCAGUGUUCAGCUCUGGCCUUUGUGUUACUGAUGUCAGAGGAGAUCCUGGAUGAAUUUGACUUGAAGACCUACAACACAUCAGCAGCUGGUCAUCAGAGACUGCUACCAGUAGUCAGGAACUGCAGGAAGGCCAUACUGAACAGCGGUAACCUCACAGAGAAGUCUUGCGAUAUUGUGGCCUCAGCUCUCCAGUCAUCAAACUCUCCCCUGAGAGAUCUGGAGCUCAGCUACAAUAACCUGGGAGAUUCAGGAGUGGAGCUGCUCUGUGCUGGACUGAUGAAUCCUAACUGUAAACUACAGAGACUGAGACUGAACAGCUGUGACCUCACAGAGAAGUCAUGUGAUAUCGUGGCCUCUGCUCUCCAGUCAUCAAACUCACCCCUGAGAGAUCUGGACCUCAGCUACAAUAACCUGGGAGAUUCAGGAGUGGAGCUACUCUGUACUGGACUGAUGAGUCCAAACUGUAAACUACAGAGACUGGGGCUGGGUUGGUGUAAUAUCACAGAGGGCUGCUGUGAUGUUCUGGCCUCAGUCCUGCGUUCUUCUCACUCAGAGCUGAGAGAUCUGGAGCUCAGAGACAACGAGCUGCAGGAUUCCGGAGUGAGAGCGCUCUCUGCUGGACUGGAGGACCCACACUGUAAACUGCAGAGACUGGGGCUGUCAGGCUGUAGAGUCACAAAGAGAGGCUGUGAUUCUCUGGCUUCAGCUCUGUGUUCAAACCCCUCAUACCUGAGAGAGCUGGACCUGAGAUACAAUCACCCAGGAGAUUCAGGAGUGAGAGCGCUGUCUGCUGCUAAACUGGACACACUCACACUUCUAGUGGACAAUGGAGGAGAGAACAGGACCAAACCUGGACCCAGGAAAUACGGCUGUCAGCUCACACUGGAUCCAAACACAGCGAACAGAAACCUGUCUCUGUCUGAGGGGAACAGGAGGGUGACGGACACACCAGGGAGAGAGGAGCAGCCAUAUCCUGAUCAUCCAGAGAGAUUUGAGUUCUGGCGCCAGGUUGUGUGCAGAGAGAGUGUGUGUGAGCGCUGUUACUGGGAGGCUGAGUUCAGUGUGUCUGAGGGGGGAGGGGUAGAUAUAGCAGUGGCAUAUAAAGGAAUCAGUAGGAAAACACAAGAUUCUGACUGUAAAUUUGGAUGGAAUAAUAACUCCUGGAGUUUGAGGUGCGUUAAGCACAGUUACUCUGUCUGGCAUAAUAAGAACUACACACACAUACCUGUCCCCCCCUCCACCUACCGCAGAGCUGGAGUGUGUGAUGAUGAUGAUGCUGGUAGAGGAGUGUGUGUGCACAGGGUAGGAGUGUGUGUGGACCGCCUGGUCGGCACUCUGUCCUUCUACAGCGUCUCUGACUCUGACACACUGACCCUCCUGCACAGAUUCCACACACACUUCACUCAACACACACCCCUCUGUGCUGGACUUACAGCGUGUGACUCCUCAGUGUACCUCUGCUAACUGGAGUAGAGUCUCUCACUCACACUCAUACACACAGUCUCAUGCACACUCUCACUCACAAACUCUCUCACACACACGCAUUGUCAAACACCCACAUGCAUACUCUCACACCCAGACACACAUUCUCACACACACACAGGAGCUGUGGGGUUCCUCUCCCAGAAAAAUGUAACACUUGUUUUGAGCAUUACAACUUGUAAACAAUCUUCUUUUGGAACAGUCUAAUAGUUUUAUAUUUACAGUAAUAUUAAAUGAUUUUUAUUUUGAAACGUUACAUAAAUUAUAAAAAUGUAAUUAUCUUUCUCGCAAACAAAUGAAUGUUUACAGAAAAUUUUAAAUGACUCCUGAUUGCAUUCUCAAUGGUGUGUUGUUAGCCAAUACAAAUUAUACAAAUUAAAUUCAUAAGGGACAUAUUCUCAAUCCAAAACUAAUCUUUCUAUCGAGGGUAUUUGCUCGAUAACUGUGACAUAAAUACCGUAGCUUGUUUGCGGAAGUAUUUAAUUUAAUAAACAUGAGAGCCAAGACUCGUUUCUGUCAGAUCAGGGGCACAUUCAAUCUGAAAAUGGUGUGCACCGUUUUGCUACGGUUUCCGGGUUGAACGACAUGUUUCCUCGAAACGGUGUGCAACAGGCUUUCAGGUCCGUUUUCUCUCGUUUGGUGGGUGUGUCAGAGGUGUUACCCAAUCAGCAGCGACGUGUACAUAAACCCCGUCGUAUUAAAAAGGCAGUGCGCACAAUGGAUCUCAAUGAAGUCCUUUACAAAUGCGUCCGCUGCAGCUGGGUGUACGCAACAACUGAAGACAUUAGAAGACAUGUUUGUCUGAAGUAUUUUUUUUUAAUUUUUUAAGUAAUUUUUUGUUAAGUAUUUUAUUGUAUUAAACACGUAUUUAAACCGAUUUCAUCAGGCUCCGAAAAUUCUUCGAAAAGAACGCAAAGAAUGGCCUUCUCAGCUGCCAUAGUUGCAACACUUGCGUAAAACAACAGGGUGUUCAACGCGCCACCGUUUCCUUUUAAAUAAACAUUUUGCUACAUUUGGUCAGGGCUGAACACGCCCCAGUUGUUGUGUGGUGUUGCUGUGGGGGUGGGGAUUGUUUUCAGGAUAACAGGUACGUAAACGCACGAUAACAGGUACGUAAACGGAUGAGUUGUGAACAUAACGUUACAUUGUAGCGUGAAGGAUGCUGGAGCCGCAUCCAAAAUAGCUGAUUUCUGACUGAAUACACUGCGAUUUCUCAAUCAGUUUGAGAACAAUGUGUUGAUUUGAAGACACAAUGAGGGAGGUGAUGAAUUUAAAAACUGAAUGAACGGUGAAAUUAUUUGGCUGUAUUAAACUGAACAUUUCAACAAGGGGGCCUUGCCUUUGUUACCCCAUUUAGAAAAACUCCUGCAUACACACUCUCGCUCUCUCUCCCCCCCCCCCCCCGCGUGGGGAAGAAGGCAUAUUAUACCUGGUAUUAAUGGUGUACACACUUGAGGAGGAAUGAAUGUUGUCACUUGGUUUAUAAUAUUUUGUUGUCUAGUUUGUAAUGUUUUGUUCUGUGUUUUGUUUUGCUCUUUGUUUCUGUAUUUUUGCACAUAGCAUUUCAUAUAUGACCCAGAUGUAAUAACUUAAAAGAGUUUUUAAUAAAGGUGUUUUAAAAUUCAAAUUCUCUCUCUCUCUCUCUCUCUCUCUCUCUCUCUCUAACUAAUAAUUGAUAUAGUCAUUUUCAAGUGUCAUGUUGAAUCAGUGUUAUGACACCCCUGUCUUAGUGAGCCUUCUCGGCAGCUUGUUAUGACCGUUGUGUGAACAUGAACUGCAGAUUGCGUCAUAACAACAGUAUGUCAUACAGUAGUUAUGAAUGGACAUUCAUGACAGGCAUUAUGUCAUGGUAAUGAUGCUGUCAAGUAAAGUGUUGCCAAAAUUGUGAAUAUUCAAUGUGAGUUUGUGUACUUCACACAAUUAAGUGCACUAUAUGACAAAUAUACCAAAGUAUCUGGACACCCCUUGGUCUGGGGAUGUUUUUCAUGAUUUGGACUUGGCCCCUUAGUUCCAAAUUGUCAUGCUACAGCAUACAAUCACAUUAGAUGAUUCUGUGCUUCCCCAACAGUUUGGGAAGGCCAUUUACUGUUUCAGCAUGACAAUGCCCCUGAGCACACAGCAAGGUCCGUAUAGAAAUGGUUUUGUUGAGAAUGGUGUGGAAGAAUUUGACUGGCCUGCACAGAGCCCUGUCCUCAACCCCAUCCAGCACCUUGGGAAUCAAUUGGAAAGCCAACUGUGAGCCAGGCCUAAUCGCCUAAUCAGUGCCCGACCUCACUAAUGCUCUUGUUACUGAAUGUAAGCAAAUGCAGCAAUGCUCCAACAUCUAGUAUAAAGCCUUCACAGAAGAGUUGUUUUAGCAUCAAAGAGUGUACCAUCUCCAUAUUAAUCCAACAUGGACAACAUUUCAUUUUGGAUGAGAUGUUGGAUGUCAGGUGUCCUCAUACUUUUGGCCAUGUAGUGUACUGUAUGUAUAGAACAUAUUAAGAGUGUGGUACUGGCAAAACAUGGCAGGGUCAAAUGCCUUUGAAGUCAUAAUUCUGUUUUGUUUUAUAUUUGUAUAGAAGAAGCUGUUUAACUGCAUAUUAUUCAUUUUUACAGUUGCUUUGACUCCUUUUUCACAAGAGUUCCAAUGUGCAACAUCCUGAAGUCAAAUCCAGCUGAUAGGGAGAAUGCAGAGUGAUCACUAUAAAUAAUGGGGCUGAGUUUCCUCGUGCGGAGACCGGGGGCAAUUGUAACCAUUUUUGGUUUUGAUGUCAUUACUCAAGAACCUCUUGAACUAUUUGGAACAUGCAGACGGUACGUCAUAAUGCAGUGUAUACUUUCGGUGAAUGGUGGGUAGAUAUGGUGCAAAAGCAAUAAUUGAGAAGUAGUAGACAAUUAUUAGUGAGGGUAAAAGCAGGUUAAAGAAAUGUGUUUCUAGCUGAGCUUGAACCUAGGACCCUAUGUUCCCAAGACUGUAACCUUGCCCACUAGGCCACAGGCAGACUAGCUGUUUAAACUGGAAAUGUUUCAGAGUAAAAAGGUAUGGGUAUUUUGCGUGCGUAUGUUUUUGAUUGGGUCAUGUAGGUGAAGAUUUGGCUGGUGUCGGUAAAAUGUCCAAUGGGGAGACAUGUUGUUAGUGGGAUUAGACAAGCGUUACGUGCUCCCCUCGCGUAACCUUUCCUUUUGGGUUGCACUCCCUGCCUUGUACACAAAAUGUUGUGGGGAUGUUGAGAAGGAUGUGUCUGCUGCUGAGCAUUUCGCCACCACCACAGACCUAUAGGUCAAGCCGCACGAUGGAGCCGUAUAUGAGCCUGACGGUCCAUCAUAUUAACACCGAUUUCAACAUGAAGAGAAAGUGCCUACAAACGGCAUAUUUCCCAGAAGACCACACGGGAAUACUCAUUACCCAGGGCCUGAGGGAAGCGAUGGCUGCGCGGGGAUUCCCGGAGGACAAACUCGUCUGUAUGACCACAGACAAUGCUGGGAACAUAACGCUCGCAGCUGAACUCAGUUAAUGGACAAGGCUCCAGUGCUUUGGGCACAGACUUCACAGACAGCCACAGAGAAUGCAAUGAAGGAUGACAGGAUUGGUCGUGCUGUGGGAAACAGAAACGGCAGAUACCUCAUCCCUGCAUGGCAGGACACUGAUGUCCUUGAGGCCAUCAGCAAGUCGCUCAGCCCUCUGGUUGAAUUCACAGAUGCACUUUCUGGUGAGAAGUAUGUGAGUGUUUCUUUUGUGAAACCCAUGCUCCAUCUGUUCAAUACCUCGAUCUUGGCAGUGGAGGAGGAAGACCCAGACCCCACCAGAUCAUUCAAGAUGAAGAUCCUGGCCUACCUCAACGACAAGUACAGUGACCCAUGCACACAAGAGCUGCUUGAUAUGGCCUCUGCCCUGGGCCCUAGGUUCAAGCUGAAUUACGUCAGUGAGGACAACAUGGGGUCAAUCCAAGCCAGACUGACAUCAGAGAUGGCGAUGACUGUCAGUGUUGUGGAGAUGGGUCCUCCUGAAAUGGCAGAAAUGCAUGGUGGUGAUGACACUGAGGGUGCUGGUGCACCCAAGAAGAAGACCUUGGGCAGCUUCUUCAAGGCCACUGAGGGCACAGCACCAGGACCUCAGAGCCAGGGCCAGGCUAUAGCCUCUGAGCUACAGUCCUACCUCCAGGCAACCAUCCUGGACAGUGAGUAGGAGCCUUUGGACUGCUGGAGGGUACACAACUGUUCCCACGACUCUCCCACCUGGCAAGGAAAUAGCUUUGCAUUCCAGCUACCAGUGCCCCUUCAAAGAGGGUGUUCUCGGGUGGAAAUGUUGUCAACUGUCACCGUGCAUCUCAGAAGCCAGACCAUGUCAACAGGCUGAUAUUCCUGGCUAAAAACCUUUAAAAGGGGCAGCAUUUGCCAUGUAGCCUAGACUCUAAGUUCUUUUUAUUUGAUUGCAUGUUGAGUUGUAUUUAUUUUCAGUUAUUGCUUGACCUUGAGGGUGGGCCAGGCUAUAAGAGGAAGUCUCGGACUGACUGACUUCCCAUUGCUGAAAUACGUUAAGUGAUGUACAGUAGGUGACAGUGCGCCAAUGUAGCAGUCCAGGUGAAUGAGGCUUACAUGGUUUUAUUUAUUUUCAGUUCUGCCCAAUGUUAUAUAAUUUUAAAUAAUGUAUACAUGUAUUUAUAGUUCAAGAAGAUUCUGUUUAUUCAAAAAGUGCAAUAAAAGUAUUAUGUUCCUAAAA